Messenger RNA from Megalops cyprinoides (Indo-Pacific tarpon), 501 nucleotides. RefSeq names its product ubiquitin carboxyl-terminal hydrolase isozyme L1-like. Bases 1 to 501 code for a protein of 166 amino acids. Gene Ontology annotation, cellular component: cytoplasm. NCBI's taxonomy places the organism in Eukaryota, Metazoa, Chordata, Actinopteri, Elopiformes, Megalopidae. Gene Ontology annotation, biological process: ubiquitin-dependent protein catabolic process; protein deubiquitination. Gene Ontology annotation, molecular function: cysteine-type deubiquitinase activity. The record is from RefSeq and is a predicted model, not a curated record. The transcript has 6 exons.
AUGGAGCUGAAGCCUAUGGAAAUCAACCCAGAGGUACUGAGUGAAUUGGACGACGGUACAGGUUGGCAGUUCAUCGACAUCCUGGGACUGGAGGACCAGUCUUCAUCCUCAGAGCCUGCGCCAUCCUGCGCGGUCAUGUUGCUCACGCAGCAGCAUGAGUCCCACAGAGAGCAGCCGGCACCAGAGCAGAGCGGGAACUGCGAGGAAGAGCCCGAGGUCUACUUCCUCAAGCGGACCGCGGCCGCUUCCUGCGAGACGGACGUGCUGCUGCACACUGCAGCCAAUAAGAAACGCCGAGCAGAGUUUGAUAGUGGCUCUGUAACGAAGAGGUGCCUGGACAGCACAGCCAACCACUCUGGAGAUGACAGAGUCAAGCAGCUAAAGAGAGAUGAGGUGGAAGCAGACAAAGAGAAUAUCCACUUCAGCACCUUUGUCAGUGUGGACGGGCAGCUGUAUGAAUUGGGAUGUAACCUCCUCAGUAUGUACAGCUUGACCUCUUGA